AUGGAAACCAAGGGUAAAUCUGGCCAAGGAAUGUUUGCAAAUGGACGGAAGGGCAAGAGCGUCUAUGAGAGAGGUGGUGGAGGAGCUCGCUACUCUGGCGUCUUUGCGCGGGUCACUACGGCAUACGCCUCCACUGGAGCAUCGACCUCGGGAACUGCUCGACGGCCAAAUGAACAGCCUUACCGUUGUCUUCUAUCACUACCUUUUGCACCGGCUGCACAGCAUCUACAGUCACCGGAAAAUCACUUGCCCUGGGAAAGGAGACGGCAGAUUGCCAUAGAGACAGCAGAGGGCAUAGCAUACGUGCAUCGUGAGGCCUCUCAGCCCAUUUUCCAUCGCGACAUAAAACCAUCAAACAUUCUUUUGGAUGACACAUUUACUCCAAAAGUGGCAGACUUCGGUAUUUCUCGUCUGCGACCUUCUGAUGAAAUGCAUCUCAGCACCAUGUUUCCCUCAGGCACUCCUGGUUAUGUGGAUCCCGAAUUCAUAAGAAGCAAUCAGCUUACUGAGAAGAGUGAUGAUUUUAGCUUUGGUCUAGUUUUGGUUGAGCUUCUUACUGGUCUUAAAACUGUGUUGUCUUGCCAUGGUGAGAAGUACACUUUAUAUGACCAUUUCCUAUCCACAAUUAAUGAUGGCCUCUUAACAAAUAUUUUAGAUCCCAAAAUAGUGGAUGAGGAAAAUCAAUGGCAGAUGGAGAAUAUGGCAAAACUUGCAAAGGAAUGUUUGCACAAGGAAUGA
Messenger RNA from Cryptomeria japonica (Japanese cedar), 738 nucleotides. Its product is annotated as putative wall-associated receptor kinase-like 16. The coding region runs from base 1 to 738 and encodes 245 amino acids. Gene Ontology annotation, cellular component: plasma membrane. Lineage: Eukaryota; Viridiplantae; Streptophyta; Pinopsida; Cupressales; Cupressaceae. Gene Ontology annotation, molecular function: ATP binding; protein serine/threonine kinase activity. The transcript has 3 exons. The record is from RefSeq and is a predicted model, not a curated record. Gene Ontology annotation, biological process: protein phosphorylation; cell surface receptor signaling pathway.